UCCUUUGCUACAAACACCAAAUUUAAAUAUUAAACAAAAUCUCCAAGACCUCUCUAAGAAUUUCUCCAAUGGCAUCGCUUCAAUUUUCUUCCCAGUUUCUGGGCUCAAACACUAAAAAACACAGCUCCAUCAUUUCAAUCUCUCGUAGUUACUCUCCAACCCCAUUCACUAGAUUCUCCCGCAAGAAGUAUGAGUCGUGUUCCAUGUCUAUGAAUGGUUGUGAGGGAGAUUUCAAGACCCCACUAGGUACAGUGGAGACAAGGACUAUGACUGCUGUCUUAUCUCCGGCAGCCGCCACUGAAAGGCUAAUCUCCGCCGUUUCUGAACUCAAAUCUCAACCUCCGCCGUUUUCCUCCGGCGUCGUCCGGUUACAGGUUCCAAUUGACCAGCAAAUCGGAGCAAUCGAUUGGCUUCAAGCCCAGAAUGAGAUUCAGCCUCGCUGUUUCUUCUCUCGCCGCAGUGACGUUGGUCGUCCCGAUCUCCUCCUCGAUCUAGCUAACGAGAAUGAGAACGGAAACGGAUCAGUGUCUUCUGAUCGUAAUCUGGUUAGCGUUGCUGGUAUCGGGUCUGCAGUUUUCUUCCGUGACCUUGAUCCCUUCUCUCAUGAUGAUUGGAGAUCCAUCCGGAGGUUUUUGUCUUCAACUUCACCUCUGAUUCGUGCUUACGGUGGUAUGCGUUUUGAUCCUAAUGGCAAGAUCGCUGUGGAAUGGGAACCUUUUGGUGCAUUUUACUUUUCAGUGCCUCAGGUUGAGUUUAAUGAGUUUGGUGGAAGUUCAAUGUUGGCUGCAACUGUUGCUUGGGAUGAUGAACUCUCUUGGACGUUGGAAAAUGCUAUUGAAGCUCUUCAGGAGACUAUGCUUCAGGUUUCUUCUGUUGUAAAGAAGUUAAGAAACAGAUCUUUAGGAGUAUCUGUUUUAAGCAAGAAUCAUGUUCCUACCAAAGGGGCUUAUUUCCCUGCUGUAGAAAAGGCUUUGGAGAUGAUUAAGCUAAAAAGUUCAUCCCUUAACAAGGUUGUGCUUGCUCGCAACAGCAGGAUUAUUACAGAUACCGAUAUUGAUCCCAUUGCUUGGCUAGCACAGUUACAGCGUGAAGGACAUGAUGCAUAUCAGUUCUGUCUUCAACCACCUGGUGCACCAGCGUUUAUUGGAAACACGCCUGAGAGACUUUUCCAAAGGAAUCAAUUAGGUGUCUGUAGUGAAGCUUUGGCUGCAACUAGGCCUAGAUCUGCUUCAAGGGCGCGUGAUAUGGAGAUAGAGCGUGACUUACUAACCAGUCCGAAAGACGACCUUGAGUUCUCUAUUGUACGAGAGAAUAUAAGAGAAAAGUUAAACGGUAUAUGUGACAGAGUCGUUGUUAAGCCCCAGAAAACUGUGAGGAAGCUUGCAAGAGUGCAACACCUAUAUUCUCAAUUGGCAGGGAAACUUACGAAGGAAGAUGACGAGUUUAACAUCUUGGCUGCUCUGCAUCCAACUCCAGCUGUUUGUGGGCUUCCAGCAGAAGAAGCAAGGCUUUUGAUUAAGGAAAUAGAAUCAUUCGAUAGAGGAAUGUAUGCCGGACCUAUUGGGUUUUUUGGUGGCGAGGAGAGUGAAUUUGCAGUCGGAAUCAGAUCAGCUCUAGUUGAAAAGGGUCUUGGGGCAUUGAUCUAUGCCGGGACAGGGAUAGUAGCGGGAAGUGACCCAUCUUCAGAGUGGAAUGAGCUUGAUCUUAAGAUAUCUCAGUUCACUAAGUCAAUUGAAUAUGAGGCAACAACAUCUCUGCAGGCGAUUAAUUGAAGAAAGAGUAACAUUUGUAUUUAAUUGUUUUGUUUGUAUGGGGGAUAAAGGGGUUCACAAUAGAAAGCAAUGUUGUCU
Messenger RNA from Arabidopsis arenosa, 1850 nucleotides. The record is from the annotation of a GenBank genome assembly. NCBI's taxonomy places the organism in Eukaryota, Viridiplantae, Streptophyta, Magnoliopsida, Brassicales, Brassicaceae.